Molecule: messenger RNA, 1896 nt
Organism: Moesziomyces aphidis
Lineage: Eukaryota; Fungi; Basidiomycota; Ustilaginomycetes; Ustilaginales; Ustilaginaceae
Source: the annotation of a GenBank genome assembly
AUGAGCUCGGCGUCUCAGCUGGUCGUGUGCCCCAGCUGCCAGAUCCAGCUUCCGCUCGGCCAGCUCAACCCGCAUCUCGACCGCUGCCUCUCGGACCAGCAGCCUAGCUCCUCGGCCAGCACCGACCAGUGGAACGGCAUCUUUGGCGCCAAGACGGGCGAUAGUACAGGCAUUUCGAGCGCAUCUCCGCGUGGGGUCAAGCGACAGAAUGGCGCAUCCAACGAGCCCGCACGUUCUCCACCUCGAGUGUCAGAACAAGCAGCGUCGGAGGCUGCCGGCAAACGCGCCCGAUCCGAUGCCGACGUGACGCCAUCUGCAUCGGGCUCGCGAACCACUGCCAACAGCCAUGCAAGCACGGCGUCGACAUCGCGAAGCCGCGUGGAUGCGGCCAGGCCGUUUGCGGAGCGCAUGCGGCCGCAGACGCUCGACGAGUACGUGGGGCAGAGCGAGGUGGUCAACGGACCGCUCAAGAUGCUCUUGCGCCAGGGCAAGAUCCCGUCGAUGAUCCUCUGGGGUCCACCGGGCACGGGCAAGACCACCCUCGCGCGUCUGCUCGCCAAAUCGGCCUCGCCCUCGUCUUCGGGCACAACAGCUCCACCCGCGCACCGGUUCGUGGAGAUCUCGGCGACCAACGCAGGCACGGCCGACGUGAAAAAGAUCAUGGACGAGGCGCUGCAUCGGCUGCAGCUGACGGGACAGCGGACGCUGCUGUUUAUCGAUGAGAUUCAGCGCUUCACGCGUGCGCAGCAGGACGUGUUUCUGCCGGCGGUGGAGAAGGGACAGAUUGUGCUGGUGGCUGCGACGACGGAGAAUCCGUCGUUCCGGCUGCAGGGCGCGUUGAUCUCGCGCAUGCGCGUGUUUGUGCUUACCAAGCUCAGCGUGGACGAGUGCGCGCAGGUGCUGCGCAAUGCGAUUGCGAGUGUGCAGCGCGAAAGCACCGGCGAGGGGGAGGUGGCGGGGCAUAUUGACGAGGAUCUGGUGCGAUGGAUCGCGAAUAUGGCCGAUGGCGAUGCGAGGACGGCGUUGGGCGCGUUGGAGCUGGCGCUGGAAACCACCGAUGCGCAACUGACGUCCGAGCAGAAUGUGGCGAGGCUCAAGACGGCGUUGAAGCGCACGGCGUUGCAGUACGACCGGACGGGCGAUAUGCACUACGACACGAUCAGUGCGCUGCACAAGUCGAUCCGCGGCUCGGAUGCCGAUGCGGCGCUGUACUGGCUGGCACGCAUGGUGUGUUCGGGCGACGAUCCGCUCUUUAUCGCGCGGCGACUCAUCGUUGCUGCAGCCGAAGACGUCGACUCGCUCGAGGCGGUGCAGAUGGCUACCGCCACGUACAGUGCGUGUCAGGUGGUGGGACUGCCCGAGUGCGGCGAGAAUCUGGCACAGUGCGUCGUCUUCCUCGCCGAGGCCAAGAAGAGCACGCGCUCGUACAGGGCGUGGAAGAAGGCCAAGGCGCUCGUCGAGGGCGGAUACAAUCAUCCGGUGCCUCUGCACAUCCGCAACGCCCCGACCAAGCUCAUGAAGCAGAUCGGCUACGGAAAGGAGUACAGGUACGAACCGAGAUUUGCGCAUCCGGUGCACCAAGAGUUCUUGCCGCCCCAGCUCAAAGGUACGCGCUUCCUCUCGCCACCGCCCGAACCUGCUCCCACGCCAAAGCAAGGCGAAGAGCAUGACGAAAAGGAGGAGCAGGGUAUGGGGAUACGAGCCAUGCCGAGAACUGCAGGCGUGGGCCCGGGAUCGUGCCAGCGCAUCUUUGAGCUGGGCGCGCGUGCGGUGGAUCUGGACCUGCUCGACGAAUGGGAGCGCGAGCACAACCAGGGCCGCGAAUGGUGCGGACGCCAACGCCUACUUGCGCUGCUCGAGCAGCAAGUCCAAGUGAAGCACGAACCGACGCCCUGA